UCCUCUCCUCCUCCCCCAUCACCACCGCCGCAUCCAUUUUCUCCGGCGAAACAUAUCGCAUAGACGUACAGACACACAAAGUUCUUUUCUUUCCUUCUCCUCUAGUUAAUUGAAUUGCAGUUAUAAUAUGGCCGGAGAUCAGCCGGUAAAGGCCGCGAACGGCGCGGCGGCGCUCGAGACUCAGGGGGCGGAGCUUAUGGAGCCGUCGCCGCUUCGGAAGACUUCGAUCGCUGCCGGAGUACAGUUCGGGUGGGCAUUACAGCUGUCUCUGCUGACGCCCUACGUGCAGCUGCUGGGGAUCCCACACAAAUGGUCGUCACUGAUAUGGCUGUGUGGUCCCAUCUCCGGCAUGCUGGUUCAGCCCAUCGUCGGCUACCACAGCGAUCGCUGCACCUCUCGCUUCGGCCGUCGCCGUCCGUUCAUCGCCGCCGGGACCGCACUCGUCACCGUCGCCGUCUUCCUUAUCGGCUACGCCGCCGACCUCGGCCAGAGCAUGGGCGACUCCAAGGUCAAAACGCCCAAAACCCGAGCCAUCGCCAUAUUCGCGCUCGGGUUCUGGAUCCUCGACGUCGCCAACAACACCCUCCAGGGUCCAUGCCGGGCGUUCCUCGCCGAUCUUUCCGCCGGGAACGCGAGGAAAACGCGGACCGCAAACGCGUUUUUCUCCUUCUUCAUGGCGGUGGGAAACGUGCUGGGCUACGCGGCCGGUUCGUACAAAAACCUCUACAAGGUAUUCCCUUUCACAUCGACGGAUGCUUGCGACGUAUACUGCGCCAAUCUGAAGAGUUGUUUCUUCCUGUCCAUAACUCUGCUCCUGCUCGUGACGGUGAGCUCGCUCUGGUACGUCAAAGACAAGCAAUGGUCUCCCGAGCCGGGGAGCGAGAGCGGCUCGAGCGUUCCGUUCUUCGGGGAAAUAUUCGGUGCCCUGAAGGAGAUGAAGCGUCCGAUGUGGAUGCUCCUCAUCGUGACGGCGCUCAACUGGAUCGCUUGGUUCCCUUUCCUUCUGUUCGACACGGACUGGAUGGGGCGGGAGGUAUACGGCGGAGACUCGGACGCAAACGCAGACGCAGUGUCCAAGAAGCUGUACAACGCGGGAGUGAGGAUGGGGGCGUUGGGGCUGAUGCUGAACGCCAUCGUGCUUGGGUUCAUGUCUCUGGGAGUGGAGUGGGUUGGUCGGAAAAUGGGUGGAGCCAAGAGGCUGUGGGGAGUUGUCAAUUUCAUACUGGCCAUCUGUCUGGCGAUGACAGUUCUCGUGACGAAGCAGGCGGAGGCUCACCGGAGAGCCGUCGGAGAAGAUGUUCCGCCUACGGGCGACGUAAGGGCCGGAGCUCUGACCAUCUUCGCCGUGCUGGGUAUCCCGCAAGCUAUUACGUUCAGUAUCCCAUUUGCUCUGGCGUCCAUAUUUUCCAGCUCCUCCGGUGCUGGCCAAGGGCUGUCUCUGGGAGUAUUGAAUCUGGCGAUUGUCAUCCCACAGAUGGUGGUAUCGCUGGGAGGAGGGCCGUUCGAUGAGAUGUUCGGAGGAGGGAACCUGCCGGGAUUCGUGGUCGGAGCCAUAGCGGCGGCGGGCAGCGGAGUAUUGGCCUUCACAGUCCUUCCGUCUCCGCCUCCGGACAUGCCUUCUCACAAAACUGUCGCCGUGGGCUUCCAUUAAUAAUUUACCUUUUGUGUAUUUUGAGCAGACAGGCACCCCAAGAUAUUGAAUAAUCUCCUUGGGCCCCUCUCUUCUGUAUCUUACUCUCUCCUUUUUGGUUUUUACUCUGUAAUCUCAAGUAUAUUUGCCCCUUUUUUUCAACCCUUGAUAUCGCGACCGAGUCCUGUGCUUUUUCCUUUAGUUUACAAGAAGAAAAAGGAAUAAGAAAGAGCCUCUGGUCCAAUCCAGAGGUUAUUAUUGGGUUCCAGGGGUCACUUGGGCUUCCAGUGGGCCCAUUUUCUA
Messenger RNA from Tarenaya hassleriana, 1933 nucleotides. Its product is annotated as sucrose transport protein SUC2-like. NCBI's taxonomy places the organism in Eukaryota, Viridiplantae, Streptophyta, Magnoliopsida, Brassicales, Cleomaceae. Gene Ontology annotation, cellular component: vacuole; plasma membrane. The record is from RefSeq and is a predicted model, not a curated record. Gene Ontology annotation, biological process: sucrose transport. Gene Ontology annotation, molecular function: sucrose:proton symporter activity.